Molecule: messenger RNA, 1404 nt
Organism: Anthostomella pinea
Lineage: Eukaryota; Fungi; Ascomycota; Sordariomycetes; Xylariales; Xylariaceae
Source: the annotation of a GenBank genome assembly
AUGGCAACCGGACGGUAUCCCAAGGGAUUCAACUCCCAGCAGCGGUCUAACGUAGCGCCCUCUUCCUUCAAGUGCAGAAUCGGUGGUGAAUGGAAGCCGUCCUCUGGCUUCUCUUCCGCACAACUCGCCAAAUGGCACCAGAAGAGAGGCCAAGAUGGCAUCAACCCCAUAACCAUCGGCCUCACAUGCCUGGAGCACGCACAGGGGUUUGGACGUGAGAAAAAGUGCGGUGGCCCCUGUGGUAAGAAACUACAGAAGGAACGGUUCAGCAAGAACCAGCGGAACAGAGAAGACGCCUGGUGCAUUGCCUGUACCGAUUGGAAAGGAGAGGUCGAAACUACCGAAAUUCCGCCCCCCGCACCCAAUACGCAGAUCUCACCAGAUGAGAUGUCUGGUGACAUCGUGGUUGUCGGUGAAGAUGAAGAUGAGCAUAACCUCGAAGAGGAGAAGCCUGUCGAGGACCUGCCUUACAGCGAGAGCGAUUCCGAAGAGGAAGAAGAAGACUAUGGCGGUUUGAAGGCAUACAUGGAUGCGGACACAGAUGUCGAAGACAACGAUGACGGAGUUCACACCGCUGACGCCUUCAGCCUUGACACCUUCAGCGUCACACAGUCACGGAAUGCUUCUGGCCGCAUCGAGGACGGAGAUGAUGACGAUGAUGAUGAUGAUGACGAUGACACCGGACUAUUCCCCACCCGGGAUUCGUCCAUGAACAUGCAGGCCCUUCAAAGCGAUCUGAAUUCGCUGUCAGGCUACAGAAACGUAGCCUUGCGUGGCAGUCGUGUCAUCUCUGGCAGCACAACCGGCAGCGCGUCAGGUUCUGUGAGCACGGCUAUACGAAGACCUAUGACCCCGCGGGAUGAACCCGCUCGCGAAGAUGUUCGUCGCCAGACGGCAGGAGGAAACCCCGGACCCUCCGCUUGGCUUCCGCCUCACCUGCGACAUGGCGGAUCUUCCGUCGGUGGACGUAGCCAGCAACAUAGCGCCCAGGGACAUGGCUCACGGCUAUCCGUCGCUUCUAGCGACUCAAGGGACGGCCUUGAAAACUUGUCCAGCCGAUCGGUCUCGGCGUCUGACGCCACAUCUGCGGCACGACCCCCUCAGGCCUACACGGCAUACAACCCGAGCGGCGGAGCGGUUCAGCGAACCACUGCCACGGCCACGGAAACCCUGCGAAAUAUCAAUGCGCUGCCGCCCAAGCCUCACACUGGUUUACCCCAAAACCUCGACGCGAUGGCUCCUCCGCCCCAGGCUACGGAGAAGAAGAAGCAGAACCCCAACUUCCCGAAGGGUGACACACGCAAGAUUUUCCGCGCGGCCCAGGGAACGGCAUUCCGGUCGGUAGAGUAUGUGCCAGAACCCGAAAUCCGUGUGGAAGACUCUGAUAGUUCUGAUGAGAACUGA